UGUAGGCCUAUAAAAAUGGACCAAGUCGCCACCAACAUCAGACCAGCUUGCAAGAGAAGACAAGAGACAGCAGCUGAACCACUAAAGCAACGCUCUGCAUCAAGAAUGAAGCUCUCCAUUGGGACCAUCCUCAUCACUGUUGCACUUUUGUCAGAGUGCUAUUUCAGAACCGCUGCCAUUGCCAUGACCAAAGCUGAUGAAACGGAGUCAGAUCUGCAAGGCUUGGGCGAGAAAUUGGAGGAGAACUCUCUGAGAUCUGCACCAGGGAACUCCAGGAUCAUCGUGGUAGCCGACUCCAAUCUGCUGAGAACCCUGACAUCUCUGAACAAUGGAGCGCAUCAUCUCAGUCUACCUGAGAGCCUUCUCAGCACAGAGCGCAGAGAUGUCAGUUCAGACUUGAGCCCGAGCAUCGCCAUCAUCAGAAGAGACACCAUGAGGUGCAUGGUGGGAAGAGUGUAUCGGCCAUGCUGGGAGGUGUAGGUCUUCUGGGAUGACGAGGAGAAUGCAAGCUGCUGAUGACAACAGAUUCACCUUCUCUAAUCCACUGUUGCUUAGUGAGAAUGUAAAAGUGUAUGCUAUUUAUCUAAAAUGUAUCUUGCA
This is a messenger RNA of Rhinichthys klamathensis goyatoka, 600 nucleotides long. It is a transcript of the gene pmchl, whose product is annotated as pro-melanin-concentrating hormone, like. Gene Ontology annotation, molecular function: melanin-concentrating hormone activity; type 1 melanin-concentrating hormone receptor binding. NCBI's taxonomy places the organism in Eukaryota, Metazoa, Chordata, Actinopteri, Cypriniformes, Leuciscidae. Gene Ontology annotation, biological process: chemical synaptic transmission; behavior. The transcript has a single exon. Bases 16 to 480 code for a protein of 154 amino acids. The record is from RefSeq and is a predicted model, not a curated record.